Myxocyprinus asiaticus (Chinese sucker) is the source of this 1436-nucleotide messenger RNA. Its product is annotated as ATP-sensitive inward rectifier potassium channel 10. The transcript has 6 exons. The record is from RefSeq and is a predicted model, not a curated record. Gene Ontology annotation, cellular component: plasma membrane. Bases 191 to 1426 code for a protein of 411 amino acids. Gene Ontology annotation, molecular function: inward rectifier potassium channel activity. NCBI's taxonomy places the organism in Eukaryota, Metazoa, Chordata, Actinopteri, Cypriniformes, Catostomidae. Gene Ontology annotation, biological process: regulation of monoatomic ion transmembrane transport; potassium ion import across plasma membrane.
CUCAGCUUCAGUUUAGUGAAUUGAUCUUCAGUUCAGCUGAUAUUUGUUUAAUUGCAGUUGGAAAUCAACAUGUGGCUGAGACCAGCAAACUUCAUCAGAUGUGCAUGCAACAAUCAAUACUAAUUAAUCACGACAGCUGAAAACCAGAGAGGAGAACCAAUCUGCAGGUUCACAACCCCUUCAUGACAAGAUGACUUCAUCCACACCCCCUUCCUUUCAUAGCUCCGCCCCCCAGAAAGUCUGCCACUCCCAGACACAGACAGAUGUUCUGAAGCCGCUGCUGGGAGGGGCGGGGCAUGGGAGUCAGGCGGUGCGUCGGAGGAGGGUGUUAUCUAAAGACGGGCGGAGCAACAUACGCAUCGAGCACGUCAGGGGGCGUGGAGCUCUGUACCUGCGUGACCCCUGGACCACCUUUGUGGAUAUGCAGUGGAGGUACAAACUGGUGCUCUUCAGUGCCACGUUUGUGGGCACCUGGUUCACCUUCGGUGUGUUGUGGUACCUGCUGGCAUUAGUGCACGGAGAUCUGCUUGAGUUCGAUCCUCCAGCAAACCACAGUGUGUGUGUGAUGCAGAUGCAAACACUUACCGGAGCGUUUCUCUUCUCACUGGAGACACAGACAACCAUCGGCUACGGCUUCCGCUGCAUCACUGAAGAUUGUCCGUCUGCCAUCGUCCUGCUCAUCGUACAGCUGCUCAUCACCACUGCCAUGGAGAUCUUCAUCACCGGAACCUUCCUCGCCAAGGUUGCUCGGCCUAAGAAGCGUGGUGAGACGGUUCGGUUCAGUCAACAUGCUGUAAUAUCCAAUCACGACGGCCAACCGUGUCUCAUGAUACGAGUCGCCAACAUGCGCAAGAGUCUGCUGCUGGGUUGCCAGGUGACUGGGAAACUUUUACAGCCAUGCGUGCCUAAGGAGGGAGAAGCAGUGCGUUUGGAUCAGAAGAAUGUGUCGUUCAGUGUGGACACAGAGAGUGAAAGCCCCUUCCUCAUCCUCCCCCUCACCUUCUACCACAUCAUUGAUGACGACAGUCCACUGAGAGCCUGGGCGGCCAGAGGUGCAGGUUGGACGGAUUCAGAUCUGGCUGAUUUUGAGUUGUUGGUGAUGAUGAGUUCUACAGUAGAGCCCACCUCAGCCACCUGUCAGGUGCGUACCUCUUACCUGCCCGACGAGAUACUGUGGGGUUACGAGUUCCCGCCCAUCGUAUCUCUCUCUUCUACGGGUAAAUACGUGGCAGAACUGGCAUACUUCGACAAAGUAGUGAAAAUCAAGACCCCGCCCCUUUUCAAACAGUCCUCGCCCACCAGUCCUAAGGGUAACCAUGAAGAUGUGGGUGGAAUGGACCCAGAGGAGAUGCGACUGGAAAAACAUUACAGAGAAGGAGAUGAGAGAGACAGUCGUCCAGUUAGUGUGCGAAUUAGUAGUGUUUGAUAGACAUUCA